Messenger RNA from Camellia sinensis, 2131 nucleotides. The record is from RefSeq and is a predicted model, not a curated record. NCBI's taxonomy places the organism in Eukaryota, Viridiplantae, Streptophyta, Magnoliopsida, Ericales, Theaceae.
UUUCCUGAACUGAAAUCAUGAAAAUGAAAUUGGUCGCAGCACAUCUUGUUGUCCAUGACAGUUGACGCCACACCACGACCCUUCCCAAAGAAUAGCUAGACAAUAAGACAAUAUAAAUGCCUACUAUAAAUGGUCUGUGUCUCUCCCUCUUUCUCUUUUGUAUUGAUGGAAUACUCUCAGCCUCAAGCCUCUCUUUCUGGUGUAACAGUCUUUUAGCCUACGAGCACUUGUGAGAAUGGGGAACAAACUUCUAUUAACUAUCAUCUGCUUAUCGGAUUUGGCUUGCAUCUUUGGUUUCAAUGUUUCCUCUGACGGGUUAGUGAGAAUUGGUCUAAAGAGACGGGAUUUGGACCUUAACAGCAUAUAUGGCGUAGCAAUCACCAGAGGAGAGGUUAUCCAUGCCAAUGGUAAGGGCGACGAUUCCAAUAGUAAUUGCGUUGACAAUUUAAAAGAUGAUGUGGUGUAUUUGAAAAAUUUUAUGGACACCCAAUAUUACGGAGAGAUUGGCAUUGGUUCACCUCCGCAACACUUUGCUGUUGUCUUUGAUACCGGCAGUUCCAAUCUUUGGGUGCCAUCUUCGAAAUGCCACUUUUCUAUUGCUUGCUAUAUGCAUUCUAAGUACAGGGCAAAGCUAUCCAGUACAUAUACUGAAAUUGGAACAUCUUGCAAAAUCCAUUAUGGUUCUGGAUCUAUAUUUGGCUUCUUCAGCCAGGAUAAUGUGAGAGUUGGAGAUGUUAUCAUCAAAGAUCAAGUGUUCACCGAGGCUACAAAGGAAGGAUUAUUUAUGUUCUUGCUUGCACAAUUUGAUGGGAUUAUUGGACUUGGGUUUCAGGACAUUGCAGUUGGGCAAGUCUCACCAGUGUGGUAUAAUAUGGUUAAACAAGGUCUUGUGAACCGACAAGUCUUCUCUUUAUGGCUGAAUCGAGAUCCUAAUUCAAAGAUAGGAGGUGAGAUUGUCUUUGGUGGUGUUGAUUGGAGGCACUUCAGGGGUGACCACACUUUUGCCCCAAUCGCACAAAAUGGUUACUGGCAGAUUGAGGUAGGUGAUAUUAUUAUUGCAAGCAAUUCAACAGGUCUUUGCAAGGAUGGUUGUGCUGCCAUUGUAGAUUCGGGUUCAUCCUUUAUUGCAGGUCCAACUGCUAUUAUAACUCAAAUCAACCAUGCCAUUGGAGCAGAUGGUGUUGUAAGCUUGGAAUGUAAAAAUAUCGUUUCCAAGUAUGGAGCUCUGAUAUGGGAAUAUUUAAUAUCAGGGUUACAGCCUGAAAAAGCAUGCGUCAAUCUCGGACUAUGUCCAUAUAAUGGAUCUCUGAAUACAACUACAAGUCUUGCUGGUAACACGAACCAUGCAAAUCUGAAUCCAUGCAGCGCUGCCGAUAUUGAAACAGUGGUAGAAAGAGGUCAGAACUUAGAUGGUUUACCAGUUGAUGAUGAGAGAGCUCUCUGUACUUUCUGUGAGAUGAUUGUUUUCUGGAUCGAAGUGGAACUUAAAAAAGAAACAGCGAAGGAAAAAGUAUUCAAAUAUGUUAAUGAGCUGUGCGAGAAGCUCCCAAAUCCUAGGAGAAAAACAUUUAUUAACUGCGACAACAUGGCUACCAUGCCAUAUGUAUCGUUCACCAUCGGAAAUAAAUCCUUUCCCCUCUCCCCAGAACAGUAUACCAUCAAAGUUGAAGAAAGCUGUUCUACUGUCUGUCUUAAUGGGUUCGUUGCUUUGGAUGUGCCUGCUCAAAAAGGCCCACUAUGGGUUCUUGGAGAUUUAUUCCUUGGAGCAUACCACACUAUAUUCGACUUUGGUAAUCUCCAAGUGGGUUUUGCGAAAAGUGCUUAGUACUCCUAAUUAAGUGGGAUUUGAGAAAACUACAUACCUGCUUCCUACUCCUUCAACUUCCUCCCUUUGAUUGGUCUUGGCUUGUGAAUGCAAGGUGCAAUUAGGUGGACAAUUUGUGAAAGUAAUGUUAAUUGGAUGGAUACACACAUGUCUUGUAAUAGUGUGAAUUGCAUCUUUUUUAUUUAUUAGCAUUAUAAUUAUUGUUUUUUUGGGUGAGAAUUUUGAUAAAUAGGGCUUUAUGUAAAAAGGUUACCCAUGAAUAAAAACAGAUGUUACUUUGGCAUGGAGAUGCAUCCAUUAAUAAUA